AUGUCGGAAGAGAAUCAGGAAAGGGAACAGCAGUUCAUGGAAGACAAGAAAAAGAAGAAAGAGGAUAAAAAGAAAAGGGAAGCUUCCCAGAAGGUGACUGAACAAAAAGUCAAAGUGCCAGAAUCAACCAAGGCCAGCUCCACGCAGUCACUAGCCACUCCUGGCUCUGUGUCUCCCAGCCCUGGCCCCACUCCACCAUCGUCCCCCUGCCCUGCAGCUGGGUUCGCUGUUCCUCCGGGUGGGAACAAUGCAAACCGGGCGGCUGUGGCCAACGGACAGCCCCCCACCGGAACUCAGCGCUAUAUGCCCAGAGAGGUGCCCCCACGAUUCCGCUGCCAGCAGGACCACAAAGUGCUUCUGAAGAGGGGCCAGCCACCACUGUCCUGCAUGCUGCUGGGGGGAGUGAGCGGUAGGGGAGACGCACCCCCUCUUUCACAGGGAGAUGCCCCCAAUGCAACCACAUCUAGAUCCACAGAUCCCAAUCUGGGUUCACCUUCUCCUUCACCCCCCCACUCUUCACCCUCAUCUUCAGUUGCUGCUUCAACUUAUGCAAAUUCCACAUGGGGGGUGGGCUCUGGCAGCCAGCCCCCUUCUCAGGGCUGGGAGAAGGUGAUAGUGGAUGGGAGUGACCUUGAAGAGUGGCCCAGCAUUGUGGGUGGGGAUAGAGUGGGUACCGAGGGAGCAGAGCUGGAUGUCCCCAACAGCAGUGCCUCAUGGACUGACAAAUGCACCCAACAGCAUCUGAGGACAGGAGGAGCAAGAGCUGGGAGUUCAGACAGUCCUUCCCCACCCCACUCUUCCCCCUCGUCACUCACUGAAUGUGUCCUGUCUGGUGUCGUGUGGGGCUCUUCCAGUCAGCCUGGAAUUGGAGUGGCUGCAGCAGCAGAGGGGCCAGUGCUCAACAAUUCCAAAGUCUCCUUUCUUCCUGGGACUCAGGAGAGCCCUGUUCGUGUGAACAGUGGGAUUCCUGGUGCCAACUUCAACCCUAAUGCCAACCCUUCAGCCUGGCCUGCCCUUGUGCAGGAUGGAACAACAGGGGUUGGUUCAGCUAUCACCGAAGCUGUGCCCUCAUCCAUCACAACAUCCUUCUCUGCCAGUACCACCCAUACUCAUCCACUCUCCUCUGUGAAUCAAGCUAGCUAUCAGCACCAACUCCAUGAAAUGUCUGCCAGGGAUGGAGCACAUCUCCAUGGGGACUGGGGGGGCUUGGGGCUGGAGCUUGGAGAAGGACCAAAUCAAGGAGGCAGAGACCUUGUGGACAGUGGGGUUGUUGGAGGGAGUGAGCAUCUCUCUGCCUCGUCAUCCUCCUCCACAACCUCUUCCUCUUCAUGGAGAGCUUUGCCUCCCCCCUCUAACCUCAACACAGGUGCCUCUAAGACUGAUGGGUGGGACAGAGUAGGGGGAGAUGCAGCUCAGGAGAAGGAGAAAGCUGGGUUGGCAGGAGAUGAGGAGUGGGUCAGGGGAAAUGAUGUUAGCUCAAAUACCCCAGUGGUAUCUCAGGGAGCAUGGGAUGGGGCUACAGAGGAGGGUUGGGGCGGUACACAGGGGUUGACAGAUGUCAGGGGUUCCAGCAACCCGGCAAUAGGAAGUAGCGGUGGAGGCGAGAGCAGCAGCAGCAGCAGUGGAGGUAGCGGUGGUGGUGGUGGCGGCGGCAUAUCCCAGGAUUCUGCCUCACCAACAUUUGCUACUAUGACAACAGCUUGGGACAAUCAGAAAGGGGUUGAUGCUGUGGGGAAAUGGGCAGGUCAAGGUGGCAGAGGAAGUGGAGACCCCUCAUCCUCCAGUGGAGGAGGGUCCAGAGCUGGGAGUCACAAUCGGAACCAUGAGCAUUCCCGCCACCGCUCCAGCAACCCACCCCCCAACCCUGAAGUGGCCUUACAGAGCAUGCUCAGCCGGUCGGACCUGGAUCCCAGGGUGCUGUCCAACACUGGAUGGGGGCAGAUCCAGGUACAGCAGAAUGUGGCCUGGGACCUGGAUACAGGAGCAGCAAGUCAAAAUGAGGGAAGCAGUUCCCCUGCAUUUCCAUCUCAAGCUGUUAGUUCUACUGGUCGGGCAUCUACUUACCCCGCAAGCAACAGCACAAUGACUACUGAUCCAUCUGCUGGGGCCCAUAUGCCUACUAUGAUCACUGGCCCUGUACCUUCAAAGGGCAGCUGGGAUGACGAGUCAAAUUGUGCUCCACCAUCCAACAUGCGGAAUUCUGCUCCCUCCAGGAUGCCAGUGAAAGAUAUUGAUGGCAGCCAGGGAAAGACGAGUGGAGCCUGGGGCGACGUCAGUAAUUCAGAGAGCCAUGGCAAAGGCUGGGGCAGUGAGGAGCAGGAGGGGAGAGACCGCAGAGGGGGUGGAGGUAGUAACUGGAGAGAUUUCGGAGAACAGGGUGGCGGAAGAGUGAGUGGCUGGGGAGGUGGUCAGGAGGAGAAGGGGACUGCAGGGGACAGUCAGUGGAGGCUGGGGGAAGGGAGGGGCAGAGGUGAAGGCAUCACUGACAAAGGAUCUUGGGGUAACAUAGAUGAGGGAGGCCCACAGAGGAGUUGGGGAAGUGGAGGUGACAUGGGCGGCAAACCGCACCAGGACUGGUGCAUGAAGCCGCAUUCACCACAGAUGCCAAACAGCCAAGCGGCAACACUGAAAGCCCCAAAGCAACAGCAACACCAAUCACAGACCCAACAGCCACCAGGAGGCUUGGGCAGGUCAGGAGGUCCUCCCACCCAGAAUCAGAACCAAAACUCAGGCUGGACUGCUGGCCCCAUCCCUCAGAUCCCUGUUGGGCCUGCUGAGGCCCCUGAGCCCAGCGGGUGGGAGGAGCCCUCCCCUCAGUCCAUCAGCCGCAAGAUGGAGAUUGAUGAUGGCACUUCAGCCUGGGGUGAUCCCACCUGCUACAACAGCAAGAAUGUGAACCUGUGGGAUAAAAACAGUGCCCCCUCUGGUCAGCCACCACCACUUCAAGGCCAAACUCAACAGGGUCCACCUACAUCCGUACAACAGCCACCACCAAGGAGACAGCCUGCGAUCCCAGCUAACCAGGACUCAAACCCUGGCAAUGCACCUGGAAUGGGCCCAGGUAUGUGGGGAGGGGGUGGCAACCUCGUUGGACAAUCUGUGGAUAAUGGCACUGCUUCCUGGGGGCAGACUUCUGAUGCACCAUCUGGCUGGGGAGAUCCAGAUAACUCAAGCAAAACUGCUGGUUGGGGAAACCCCUCAUCUAAAUCUGGUUCAACGUCGGUGCAAGAGAGCUGGGGCAAAGGAGAGGGCCCAGUUCCAGCCUCUCGACACUCCAGUUGGGAUGAGGAGGAGGACGUUGGUGGAGUUUGGAACAGCACAGGCUCACAGACCAGCAGCAACUACAACUCUGGUGGCUGGGGGCAAGGCCCCGGGGGAAAGAGGGGCAACUUUAAGGGUGGAGGUGGAGAGAACUGGAUGAACCCAAUGACACGACAAUUCCAAAAUAUGGGACUCAUGGGCGAGGACUUGAGUCUUGAUAAAAAGUUGGAAGGAGAUAAGAGGGGGAUGAACGACUACAGCGGUGAAAUGCGGAGAGGAGGAAGAGGUGGUGGAGGCUACCGUAUGCCCAGUUCCAAAGACAUGGGGCCUGGAGACAUGGGACCUUACAGUGACAAGAUGGGUGGUCAUGGUUUAUUUGGUGGCAGCGGUGGGAUGCCUCCAUCUCGGGGAAUGCGCCAGCCUGGGAUGCAUCCCAUGAACCCCUCCCAAGGGUUACGCGGACAAGUCCCUCAUCAAUUCAUGUCUGCGCAGGUGCCGGGUCCCAUGCUAAAGCAGAUACCCUCUCCUGGCAGCAGUGUUGGAGGAGUAGGUGUCGGAGGAGGGGUGUUCCCACCUCAGCUCUCGCCACAGCAACUUGCUGUGCUUAGUAACAUUUACCCUCAUGUGCAGCAAUUCCACCUGGCUUGUCAGCUCCUUCUGCAGCAGCAACAGCAGCAGCAGCUCCUGCAGAACCAGAGGAAGUUGCCCCAGCCUAUACACCAGCAGACUGAUCCACAGCAGCUGGCUAGAAUCAUGGCUAUUCUGCAACAACAGAGACAGCAACAACAGGGAGUGGUAGGCGGAGGCAGUGGGAGCUCCAAACUGUCCCCAUCUCUUGGAGGGGCACCAAAACAGCCGAUGGCAGACUCGAUGCCCCACCCUGGUAUGGGUGGCCCCUUGUCAGAUCUUCAUGCCAAAACACAGGCGAUGUACUCUGGUCUUGCUCCCGGAGGCAAUCUGUCUGGGCUGGAGCUGGGCUCCAUGUUGGGGGGGGUGAAGGAUGGAGGAGGGCAGCAGUCCCGCUUCAAAUGGAUGAUGGAGGGUCACUCUCCGGCCCCCUCUCCCCCAGAUACAGCCCAUCACAAGAAUGGUCCUUUACCCAUGGCCAUGAAAGUUCGAGAGGGCUCCCCAUAUUCACAGUAUGAGUUGCUCGGAGUUGAUGGGUUGGGAAUGACCCCUCAGGGCCCUUCUGACAACUGGCACCGUACCCCUGGAAGCAAGAUGGGCACCAUGACUGGGACAUCCAGCUGGCCCCCAGAGUUCCAGCCUGGAGUGCCCUGGAAAGGCAUCCAGAGUGCCGACCCGGAGUCGGACCCGUACAUGACCCCUGGCAGUGUUCUGGGCUCCCAUGGACCCUCCAGCCUCAGUGACUCUGACCACCAGUUACUGCGAGACAAUACAGGGCCAAACCCCUCCCUCAACACCUUGCUGCCUUCACCAGGUGCCUGGCCCUACAGUGCCUCAGACAACCCCCUUGGCAAUGCACACAGCACAGCAAAGUACUCUGACUACAAACCCAGCUGGCCCCCAGAGCCCAUUGGACACAAUAAGCCGUGGAAGACCAGUCGCAUCAGUUCCCAGUUGCCACGCCCCCCUCCUGGACUAACCAGUCAGAAACUGGCCUCGACAUCCCUAUGGGGCAGCGGAGCCCCGCGUUUGACCAGGGGCUGGGGAGAGGGCGGGGGCAGUCAAGAUUCAAGAUUUGGGACAGGCUCAGCGUGGAAUGAUGGUGUGGCCUCCAGAGGCAGCUGCUGGCUACUGCUCAGCAAUCUCACCCCUCAGAUUGAUGGUUCCACGCUACGGACUAUCUGUAUGCAGCACGGCCCCCUGCUGACCUUUCACCUCGGCCUGACCCAGGGCAGCGCCCUGAUUCGUUACAGCACACGUCAGGAAGCAGCCAAGGCCCAGGGUGCACUGCACAUGUGUGUUCUGGGGAACACUACAAUCCUGGCAGAGUUUGUGAGUGAGGAGGAAGUGGCUCGCUAUUUUGCACAUUCCCAGGUUGGAGGUGCGGAGGGGGCCAGCCCAGGGGCAGGGGUGGCCCAGGGCUCGUCAGGAACGCACACAGUGGUGUGCAACAGCGGAGGGGGCUCCCCGGGGAGUGAACGAGCAGCAAUUGGAGCAGGAAACAAUUUGGGUGGAAACAGCGGUGGAGGAGGGGUUCUGGGUAGUGUGGGGCCUUCCAGCUCCGGCUGGCAAAGUUUGGAUGGUACGGGCAGCUCUCCAGAGGCCACCUCAGCCCAAGGUCCUGGGCUUGGUAUUUUUGCUCAGUGGAGCGCCAACGGGGCUGGGAAGGGGGUAGGGGGUGGGGUGGGACGGGUAGAGGCAGGGAGGUCUGGGCUCUGGGGUGGUGUGACCCCAGGUUACUCCAGCAGCAGCUUGUGGGGUGCACCCCAAAUGGAGGACAGGCAGCAAAUGGGCAGCCCAGCUGCCCUGUUGCCUGGUGACCUGCUGGGAGGAGUGGCUGACUCCAUCUGACACACCUUCACAUAAGUAUAUAUUUAGACACACGACAUACACUGGGAAACACAAAUACAUAUAUAUAAAUGACUAAAUAUAACCACGUAAACACACGCAUACACAUAUAACUGACUAAAUAUAACCACGUAAACACACGCAUACACAUAUAACUGACUAAAUAUAACCACGUAAACACACAUAUAUAUAUAUAAAUGACUAAAUAUAUCCACGUAAACACACAAGCAGAAAUGUGAGACAUGCUUACACACAUUCUCAUGGCCAGACUUAAGCUAUUCUAUAAACAAAUGCAGGGACUGUUAGACGUGUAAGGCCUUUUUCCACAGAUGAAGAUUUAAACUGCUAGACUUGAACCUGAAAAAUUAGUCUGUCGGUCUGAGACUGGCUGGAUUGCAUUGUGCUUAGUAGGUGAUUUGAUGACAGACUUACAUGGACAUGCACACACCAAAUACAAACUAGCCUUUGGACAGAUGGGCACUGUAACAGCAUUACUCGCAUCAUAUAGGAAAACUAUGUGAUGCAGGACAACCUGCAGUUUCCAUUCAUGCCCCUUAUGGAGACUGAAUCAAAACAUGUGCAAACACACCGCUCUGAUUGAUGACAACUAUCUUAUUGUGUAUGUUAGUUUCUGUUUUGUAUGGUUGUUUUUAUUUUGAACAUUGGAAUACUGAAAUGUAAUUGUUCCUUUCAAAUGCUGACCUUCUACUGUUGUUUUUCUCUCAAUCACGUUUGUUACUGUUACUAUGAUAAUUGUUGAAACUCUGGCAGUAUGAGGGAACAUUGCAUUUCUCAGAGAGUGGGAUACUGUGUGUGGAAUACUGUGUGUGUGUGUGUGUGUGAGCGAGUGAGAAGGAGACCAAGUGAUAAACCCCUGUGUGUGAAUGUGAGGAUAAUGUAGUGUGCAUGUUACUGCCUGUCAUGAUUAGUGUGUGAGGCUGCUUACAGAAGGUCUAUAAAUCUGUUUUGAGUGCAUUGGUAUACUGCUGACUGUGUUCAAGAACAUUGGCACUAAUGCUUAGUUUUUUUUUCUCUCAUUUUAAGAUUAUUUUUUUUGCAGACUGUCUUUUUUAUUGUCCGAACUGCAAUAAUAAUAAAAAUUUUAAUGAUACAAAGAGCUGAAGGCAUAUGUAUUGAGAAAAAGGACAUGCCAAAUCUUAUCAAACUGUGGAGUGGUGGGGGGGUUGUUUACAAGACACAGAAAAGAGUUAACGUGCGUUUAUAUGUUUUGUUGUGUAUCGUUUUAAAUUAAGGCAGGCUUUAACACUCCUGUUCAGUGUUUCGUUUUGAGAUUUUACAAAUAAAUUUAUUUAAAGAGUACAAGAUUACUAAUAAAGAUGAAAGUAUUGGC
Oncorhynchus gorbuscha (pink salmon) is the source of this 7087-nucleotide messenger RNA. RefSeq names its product trinucleotide repeat-containing gene 6B protein-like. NCBI's taxonomy places the organism in Eukaryota, Metazoa, Chordata, Actinopteri, Salmoniformes, Salmonidae. Gene Ontology annotation, cellular component: P-body; nucleoplasm. The coding region runs from base 1 to 5739 and encodes 1912 amino acids. The transcript has 22 exons. The record is from RefSeq and is a predicted model, not a curated record. Gene Ontology annotation, molecular function: nucleic acid binding. Gene Ontology annotation, biological process: positive regulation of nuclear-transcribed mRNA poly(A) tail shortening; miRNA-mediated post-transcriptional gene silencing.